Orbilia oligospora ATCC 24927 is the source of this 1491-nucleotide messenger RNA. RefSeq lists its product as uncharacterized. The record is from RefSeq and is a predicted model, not a curated record. The transcript is spliced from 2 exons. Lineage: Eukaryota; Fungi; Ascomycota; Orbiliomycetes; Orbiliales; Orbiliaceae. Bases 1 to 1491 code for a protein of 496 amino acids.
AUGAAGUCGAGAUACAUAUUAGCAGGUGCUGGUCUAUUGCACUCCGCCAGGGCAAUACCUGCAUACAUCACGACAGUUUUUUCCUGCCCAGAUGUUGUGACGAUUACACAAACCGUAUACCCACCUGGGUGGACAAACACAGGGCCAAUAUAUACAACUAGACCUUUGACUGAGCCUCAACCAAACCCUCCACCAAAUCCUCGACCAGAGCCCGAGGGUAAUAGGCCUCCCCAGCCGCAAUGUACGGAACAAGGCCUUACAACAUCGUGGGAGACGGAAUACGCAACUAGAACUAUGUACUAUUCGGAGUACGGAAUGUAUUCAGGACCACCUGGUUGCCCUCCGACAAUCUAUGCCUACAUGCCAACCACAGUUACUUGUUCGGAGCCGCAGACUACCGGAUGGGUUGGGUACGCAUCAGAUAUCGCAUGUGCCUCAUGCACGGCUACUACCCUCGUUGGAUUGAGGCCAGGCGUUAGCACUGUCGGCGGCGCUGAGGUUACAUACUAUACCAUCUUCACUGAGGUUUAUGUCGAAGCCGGAGCAACCACUCAAGCUAACAUGAUUGGUGCCCAAUGGACAACAACUGGAUCUCCACCAUACGUCGCUCCAUACGCCAAACAAUGUACUAACACUGCCGCUGGUGGUACAUAUGGUGCUGCCACAUAUACUCCAACCAAUGGUGGUGGCCUAACCGUCACCGCAACCGGUAAUCGGGGAUACCCAUCCAUUGACUACAAUGAUCCAAACCUCUUUAGACCUUAUUCUAGCGGCGCUGGCAACCAACAAGCUCCUAACCCUAACCCGACCCCAGUCCCGACCCCAGCCCCAACCCCCAAUGGUAACACUGGGGCAGCACCAAGUCAAGGUGGUCCAUACACUUGGACUCGUGGGAGCGGCUACCCAAGCAUCAACUACGACGACCCGGACUUCUUCCGUGUCGGCCCAGGCACUGGUACAUAUACCCAACGUGCGGGACCAAACACCAGCCGUCCACCAUCAGCUGAAACCGCUGGUCCAAACACCACGAUUCGUCCUGCUGAAGGCACCUCGCGUGGCACUGCUCCCCCGCCAUCUGGAACUGGCCGCCCUACCUCCUAUCCCGCGGACUAUAGCGACCCCAAUCUCUUCCGUCCUGUCAGUGGUAUUGAGAUCGUUUCUCUCACAGAGCGAAAAACCUUGCCUCCACCUACCACAACCUACACUUUCGGAACCAGCGUCUAUGGCGCCAACUAUAACUCGAUUGACAACGAAGCUACAGAAAAUUUCCGUCCUGUCAGCGGUGUUUCUAUCGCCUCCCUCGAGACUCCCCAAACCUUCCCAGCCCCAAUUACUACUUCCAUCCCAGUCACUUCUCGAGUCACUUCCAACUAUCCUAGCAUCGACUAUGCCAACACUAGCCUCUUUAGACCUCUAAAUCUUGGUAAUGGUGGAGCCGAGCCAGCUUCCACAGUCACUUCACCAGUUACCAGCGCCACUUCUGCUGCUUAA